AUGCGUGCCGCCAAGGUGCCUCACGCUCGCGAUCUCUCGUCCGAGUAUGUCGUCACGCAGAUCAAGGCGCAGAUGGCUGAGCAGUGCGCAAUCGAAGUCGAGGCCACCAAAGCGCUCUACACCGAUCAACUCGUCGACGAGCGGCGGCGCUGCCAGCAAACCCUCGAAGACCGAGAGAAGCGGGCAGAGGUCUUUUGCGAUAGCUUGCGCUCCAAGUACGAAGAGCUCAUGCUGCGGCAGGAGUCGACGCACCAAGCGCAGCUGCUCGAGAUGAAGACGGCAAUGGAGCACCUCGUCGCGACACAUGUGCCGCUUGUCGAUCACGAACGGCUCCUUCGCGACGCCAAAGCAGCAGCACAGCAGACGGCGGAGACCCAGCGACAUACAGCAGAGCUGGACCGUGCCUCGGCGCUGACGGCGGCGUUGGACGCGCAGCGCCGGGAUCUCGAGGCAAAGCAUGCAAGCGCGCUCAGUAGCGUGCAGCAGCAGUUGCGCGAGUGCCAAGUGACCAACAUCAACCUGACGCGGAUGCUCCACCUCAAAGACAAAGAGUUCGAGAAGCAAUCCAAGGCGCUGCAGGAGGAGCGCAUGCUCCGGGCCAAGAAAGAAGUAGCGCUCCAGGAGUCCUGUCGCCACUUGCUCACGCUGCGCAACCACGGCAAGGCCGCCACUGCAGCGCUGCGAGAAUCGAAGAAGCUCGCGUCGGCACUGCGCCAUGACGUCGCAGCGGCGCAGCAGCUCGUCGCCAAAGGCAACGCAGACUUGGUGCAGGCCACGACAGCGCACGCAGGAACGAUCAAGUGCCUGGAACAGGAGCUGUUGCAUGUUCGGCAGCUCUUUGACCUCGACAAGGCCGCGUGGAAAGCAUCAGAUGAGAAGGCCCACGAGAAGAUUGCAAGUUUGAAGGAAGCUCUGGGAGAAAAGACACGACAGUUGGUCGAGACGCAGCUACUCACGCAGCUUGACGCGCAGCGGGCGGAGCAGUUGAAGUUCAACUACGAGGCUGACAUUAGUCGCGCCAAGAGUGCCCAUGACGAGGCCAAAGCGGCGCUCAGCGCCAUGGGUGCCUCCAAGACAGAGCUCGAAGAACUCGUUCGUCGCUUGCAGCAGCAGACCCAAGUGCUCGAGGAGCGCAUGGCGACCGCCGCCGCCGCCAAGGAACAGAUGGAGGCCGUUGCGCGCGCGACGCACGCAGCGCUCGCGCAAAAGGUACAAGCCAUCGACGCCGCGCGCACGCAUUUGGCGGCAGAGAACACGGCGUUAAAGCAAGAGCUGCGCAUGGAGCAGCAGCUACUCAAGCGCCCCUAG
Messenger RNA from Saprolegnia parasitica CBS 223.65, 1308 nucleotides. RefSeq lists its product as hypothetical. Lineage: Eukaryota; Oomycota; Saprolegniomycetes; Saprolegniales; Saprolegniaceae. The record is from RefSeq and is a predicted model, not a curated record. The coding region runs from base 1 to 1308 and encodes 435 amino acids. The transcript has 6 exons.